ACAAGAUCAAAUACAAAUACAACCAUAUAUACCGUUCAUUCAUUGUCAUCACCAGUGCCCAUCUUAUAGCCCGUAAGCCACGCAAUACUAGCCUGCUACAUAUUGCCCCGCAAUAGUUGCCAAAUGAACCCCGCUGAAACAACCAGGAUCUUCAGGACCCCCGUUACCCCGCGCAAGGGCGACAAGCUUGGCAAAGCCGCUACCUGGACUAAGGUCAAAGUCACCGCUUCGUCCGUAGCCGCCAGCGCAGUAGCACGGUAUCAGCACAAAAAGGCGUCUUUGCUUCUUUCACCCACUGAGCCCGUGGAUGAUGAUUUAGCCACACCGCCGAACCUCGUACUGUCUGAUGAAGAAGAGACCAGCGGCUCUGCUUCACCCUCAUCGCCCUCCUCCUCCCCCCCUCGCCCUGACUUUCUCAAAGCCAAACCCUUCGCAGGCGAUGUUAUGGAGCAAGACAGCGAAUACCCCUUUAUCGAGUUUGGCACGGCCGGAGAGGUUUUUGUUGCGUAUCAGAACGCAAUUCAGGUCUGGGACUGGUUUCCGGCGACAGCGGCCAGUGCCGGAGGAACCUUGUACUUGGCUGCCUCUCACAGAAUGCGAGAAACGGGCACCAUCGUUUCCAUCACUCCUUUGCAAGGCAAACCCUUCGUGCUUUUAGUUCAGGUUACGAUGGGAAAGCACAUCCUUGUGAACGUCACCACCAUAGGAGGUUCAACCACCCAGCUCCUCAGGGAAACCGCUUCAGCCCCCUACCACAUCUUUUCCCACUCAAAGUCCCACUUCGUGGUGGUGGACGCUAAUGGAAAAAUGCACGUAUAUGACCGCAAAAGCCUCCAGAAAGUUGGCUUUGGCCUCCCCAACCAAGCCAAACUCGACCCCUGUUCCUUUGCAAACGGAAACCCCUUGUGCUCCCUCGCGGGGAAAUGGCUUGCCUAUUGCCCUGGAAAGGCAAGCGAAGACACCAAACGGAACGUAACCCCGGUGAAAUUACCGCCUCCAGGGCCUUUGCUCAACAGAGUAAUCUCCUCCAUCUCUGCUGCCACUAUCGAUGGUGUGUUUAAGGUCUCCGAGGCUUCUUCAAGAAAGAUUGGCGACUACUUUUCGCGGGACCAGCAGGAGAAGUCUUCCGCCUCUCCUUCCAGCACUCACAAAUACCUCAAAGACACAUUAACCAAACUCUUUUCAAAAGAGACGCCAGAAAAAGCCCACAAACGAGUGGUGGUAGUGGAUCUUUCAAAUGGCCGGACGCUCGGAGUGUUAAGACCGCCUGGCGGCGACCUUUCGUACCUCUCACUUUCUCCUUACGAUGCCCACUUGGUCACCGCCAACAAAAGAGGUGACGCAUUGCUCUACUGGGAUUUGUCAAAGCUUCCAUCUGAAUUUUCCUUUUUAGGCAAGUAUAUCCGCGGAAAAACUGCAUCCAUCAUCGACAGCGUGUGUUGGGGCGGCGGGGGAGGGUCAUUUGGUAUCACCACCCGUGCCUCAGGCUCCAUCCACUGGUUUUCCACCAACCUCAGCGAGCCUCCGGACGACCACUCAUGGAUCUUGUCCUCGUUUGGGGUGACUAGGAUGUGCCUAGGACCUAGAAUAGCCACCCUCUCCUCGGGAGAUUACAAGGCCAAGCACGUGGAUGCGGUCGAGCUUUUGCACCACCAACGUUCGCUACAAGGGUGCCUUUUGGCUGUUCUGGAUGGUGUGAUAAAAGUGGUGAGCCCAACUGAUGGCUCUUGUUCUUGGCAGUAUGCGUUGCCGGAGGCCAGCGGAAUGGUGGCCGAAGCUUCCCAGAGCGAAGGAGAGAAAGAGGAUCUCGAACCUUACUACACAAAUCCGUUGGCCCAGGCAGAAAUCGAAACCUGUUUGCCGUACCCAAACUUGUUCAACAACCGGAAGGUGCAAUUCUCGAUUUACGACUUCCAGAAAAAUCUGGGGGCGAUGGAUUCGGGAAUGCUCAGCAUGGAGUUGCUAGUUGACGGUAGUGAGACAAGCAGACGAACUGGAAGAGGCGACAGCUACCGGUUUAUUGCAAAUUACUCCAGGGACGGUGGUGACUUUGGCAAAGGGUUCGCAGUACAGCCCUUGAGGUUUGGAAAACACGUCGGAGACCCACAGUUUUUCAGCGAAGCAGAAACCAACGAGGAGAAGGGGAUCGCAGAGAUCAAGCGGGCCAUGGAGGAUCUCUUGUUUGAGCCAGAAAUGAAGCCGGAAAUGGAACCGGAAAUGGAGCUGCUUGACUUGCAAAAGUUGGACUUGGAACACUUCAUUGAUGAGUUGUAAGACCACAGAAGGAGUAUCUUCCAGAAUCAGAGGUCGAAAACAAAUACAACUGGGUGAAAUAUUAGCAUCUAAAGCUUACACAAGUAUCAGGCUCUGGAUUUGAACUUGCUGGCUCAAUGUUUUGCUGUCUGUGACCCAUUCGAAAUUUGAUCAGCCAUAUUAUAUAGUUAUUUAUCUACGUCUAGCGAUAUAAAAAAAAAUUUACGUUUGAUCUCCCGC
Molecule: messenger RNA, 2493 nt
Organism: Babjeviella inositovora NRRL Y-12698
Lineage: Eukaryota; Fungi; Ascomycota; Pichiomycetes; Serinales
Exons: 2
Coding region: 124-2274 (716 amino acids)
Biological process (GO): autophagy; response to starvation
Cellular component (GO): cytoplasm
Source: RefSeq, a predicted model, not a curated record